UGUGCAGCUAAAGAGCUGUUAACAUGGUCCACAACUACGGUGGUUACUUAUUCAGUUUUAGCAUUUUAUGUAACCUACAGUAUUCCUUGAGAUUAAUCGAAACACGAGCAACAAGACCGAUUGUGUUGGCGAAGCAGCAAACAGACAGCUAACGAACGGAGCUUGAUGUGCUGACACUGGAUAUUGAAUACUUUUCGAUGACUGCAAGUACGCAAGAGAUGGCUGACAUGAGGACAUACAAUGUAGUAAUUCUGGGAAUCGGAUUUUUAUUCAUUUUCACUGCUUUCACAACCUGUGGCAAUAUAGAACAAACAGUGGUGAAAAGUCUGGAUAAUGCUACUUUCACUGGAAGUGGGUACCACAGCCUUGGCAUAAUAUAUGGAGUUUUCUCUUUGGCUAACUUAUUAGCUCUCACUGUUGUACCAGUAUUGGGUCCACGAUUCACUAUGUUCUUCAGUGGAAUUCUUUACAGUGGUUACAUAGCUGUAUUCAUUACCCCAUCCACCUGGUCCUUUUAUUUCACUUCGGUGCUAAUUGGUAUCGGAGCAGCCCUGUUGUGGACCGCACAAGGAUACUUUCUGUUGGAGAACUCUGAUGUCACCACCAUUAACAGGAACACUGGAAUAUUCUGGGCUUUGUUGCAGUGCAGUAUGUUGUUUGGCAAUCUUUAUGUCUAUUUAGGUUGGAAAGGAAAAACUGAAAUUUCAGACCAAGACAGGAAGGUCAUGUUUAUCGCUCUGUUGGUCACCUCUGUGCUUGGAACACUAAGUUUCCUUAUACUGAGAAAAUCGCCUCUGCUAGAGGAGGAAGUUCUGCCUGAAGAGGAGGGACGGCCCUUGCUGUCAGUUCAUUUAAUAUAUAAGCAGCGAGCCACCUCUGCAAUAAUGGAGGCUAAAAAAGAUUUCAAGACGAUUUUGUGCCUUUUUCGCACAAAAACUAUAUUACUUUUAAGCAUCUGCAUGGCAUACACUGGUCUGGAGCUCUCUUUUUGCAGUGGUGUGUAUGGAACUUGCAUUGGAGCUACAACACAUUUUGGAGACGAAGCCAAGGCCUUGAUUGGGAUUUCAGGCAUUGUGGUGGGAUUUGGAGAGAUUGUUGGUGGAGGACUGUUUGGCCUUGUAUUGAAGAACAGCCGUUUCAGACGCACUUCUGUCGUCUUCCUCGGAAUGGUGGUGCAUUUUGUGGCCUUCUACCUGAUCUUCCUCAGCAUCCCAGAUGAUGCCCCAGUGGUUUUCCACACCAGCCCACUGCAUACACCGUAUAUGUCUCCCAGCGUGUUCAUCGCCAUGCUGUGUAGCUUCCUGCUUGGACUUGGGGACAGCUGCUUCAACACGCAGCUCUACAGUAUUCUAGGCUGCAUUUACAUGGACCAAAGUGCUCCAGCCUUUGCCAUAUUCAAGUUUGUUCAGUCUAUCUUUGCAGCAAUGGCAUUCUUCUACAGUGGUUACGUCCUGCUCAGUUGGCAGCUCCUGGUCAUGGUUGUCCUAGGCUUCACAGGCACCCUGUGCUUCUUCGUCGUGGAGAAGGCACAGAACACCUUAGCCGAAAGUCACAGCGAGCACUACAGCGGGUCCUGUGCACAAUCUCAGAGAGGAGUUGGACUUUGACAUUUCUGACGGUUGCUCUUCUCUGUCCCUCGUUCCCCUAUGUUCAUGUUGUUUAUAAUGUAAUUACUAGAAGAUUUUGUUAUGAUUGUUAUUAAUGCAAAGUUUAUGAAAUUUACACCUGGAGAAAUAUUUUAUAUAUAUGAAAUCAGUGACCUGAUGUUGCAGUUUUAAAUAAUUUUUAUAAUGACUUUUUAAUAAGUAAAUAUUAAUUUGUAUAGUUUUAGUUUGCCAAUGCUUUGUCUUAUACAAGUUAUUGGUUUGUUAAAAAUGAUAACAGCAUGUAUGUACAUAACAUUUUUAAUCAGAUGGAACAGUCAGCUCCCAAAGACAAAUGUAUAUGAAUGCCUUUUCACAGGUGUGAACAGUUGGCUGGCGUAAUGGGUGCCUCACCAUUUCCCAGUGUAAUGCAUAGUGUCAAACAAAAUAAUUCAGUAUUUGAGCCUGUUAAAGUCUUUAUGAAUGAUAUUCAUAAUUGUGUUUAAAAAGAUGUGUAGAAUUCCACAACAUAUUUGCCUCAGUUCAAGUGAUCAGUCUAGGGGACUGUUUCUGCUUAGUAGAACAAGAUUAUUUCUGAUUAGUAGAUAAGCAUCAUAAACUGUGAAACACAUUAAUAAUUUAGUUAAUGUGGCAAACCGAUUACUGAUAAUAUUGUAAUGCCUAAAUCAAGUACACAACGUCUAUGCAAAUGAUAAUUAAUCAUUUGCACCGCUAUAUUGUAAAUGUAGCUGUUUAUGUUUAGUAAUCUACCAUGGUAAUGUUAAUGUAUACACGCACACGCAGUUGUGCGCACGCAUGCACACGUGUGUGUGUGUGUGUGUGUGUGUGUGUGUGUGUGUGUGUGUGUGUUUAUCAAUGUUUCUUUUUGAUCUUGUUAACUGACAAUCAUUCAGGCUGAAAUUAAUAUUUUGUACAACUAUCUUAUUUCAAAAAAACAAAACAAAAUGCAUAUGGUAUAUAUUUGUGAUGGGUAUCUUUGUUUUGCUAUAUUUAUAUGAAGUAUUGCUUUUCGGUUUGUGCAGUAAAACAUACAAUAAAUAUGUGUCAUGAAGCAGA
Molecule: messenger RNA, 2660 nt
Organism: Electrophorus electricus (electric eel)
Lineage: Eukaryota; Metazoa; Chordata; Actinopteri; Gymnotiformes; Gymnotidae
Product: UNC93-like protein MFSD11
Source: RefSeq, a predicted model, not a curated record